Messenger RNA from Gambusia affinis (western mosquitofish), 645 nucleotides. Its product is annotated as high affinity immunoglobulin gamma Fc receptor I-like. The transcript is spliced from 5 exons. The coding region runs from base 1 to 645 and encodes 214 amino acids. The record is from RefSeq and is a predicted model, not a curated record. Gene Ontology annotation, molecular function: transmembrane signaling receptor activity. Gene Ontology annotation, biological process: cell surface receptor signaling pathway. Lineage: Eukaryota; Metazoa; Chordata; Actinopteri; Cyprinodontiformes; Poeciliidae.
AUGACUGGAUCUACAUGCACCUUUGACGUUUCCUGGAAUAAUGGUGAAGUGUUCUGGUGUGAGUCUCGAUCUGGAGAGACUAGCAACGCCGUCAACAUCACUGUGCAGGAUGAUUAUUAUGAUGAUAUUAUCCUGGUGAGCCCUGUUCAUCCUGUGACUGAAGGAGAUCCUGUUACUCUGAGCUGCAGAAAUAAAAAACAAAAUCUUCUCUCCAAUGUGUUUUUCUAUCACAAUGAUAAACUCAUCAAUAAUGACAGCAGAGAGGAGCUGAAGAUCUCUGCAGUGUCAAAGUCAGAUGAAGGUUUCUACAAAUGUCAACAUUCAGGAAAAGAGUCACCAAGCAGCUGGAUGUCUGUUAGAGCUGUGUCCAGUCCUGUCAGCUCUUUACUUCUGGUGCAGCUGAUCAUUGGACCAGUUAGUGGAGUCCUUCUCAUCGUUCUCCUGCUCUUGUUGUGGUGCUGCAUCAGACUGUUUCUGACAGAGAGGCGCAGUCAGAGCUCCACCACCGGCCUCGCAGCAAAUCAAGCUGGAAGUCAGGUUUACAGCUCUCUGCUGCAGGGUGACGCGCCUCUUUAUGGAAAAAUUGAAACUUGCGAAGCCGCUGGAAAUGGUAAUUAUGCAUCAGAACGGAGCUGCAACAACUGA